UGGAAAAAAGUUAAAUAUGUAUGAAUGUACACGUCCAUCAUCCAUCCUUGUCAGUGUGGAAGAUGGAAAAUCUAACCUAAAACCUUUUGUUAUGUCAUCACUGUUAUAAGCACCUGCACUCACCUAGUGAAAGAUGGCUUUACGUUUCGUUCAACAAUGUCCCAUCAAAUGGGCAAGCAAAUUGGCCAGGGCUCAGUCUACUCUCUCAGCUUUUGAGAUACAACACAAGACUCCCUUAAUUAAAAAGCAAAGCCCCAUCCCUAUUGCUAUGUAUGGGGGUAGGCAUGCAGUAACAAUGCUGCCUGGUGGCGGAAUAGGGCCAGAAUUAAUGGAAUAUGUUCGUGAAGUGUUCAAAUAUGCUGGCGCUCCUGUGGACUUUGAGGUGAUUGAUAUCGACCCCCGUUCAGAAGAAAGUGAUGCUUUUGACUAUGCUAUCACAUCUAUUAAACGAAACGGCGUUGGAAUUAAGGGAAAUAUCGAAACUAAGAGUGAAAGUGCCGCAAUCACAUCUAGAAAUGUCGCUUUGAGAAAUGAACUGGAUUUGUUUGUUAAUAUACUUCAUUGUAAAUCAUUCCCUGGUGUACCAGCAAGACAGAAAGAUAUUGAUAUUGUUAUUAUCCGACAAAACACUGAAGGAGAAUAUGCAAUGCUAGAACACGAGAGUGUUGAUGGCGUGGUAGAAAGCAUGAAGAUUGUCACAGAAUCUAACUCUGAUAGAGUAGCAAGAUAUGCCUUCGAAUUUGCCAAGCGAACUGGACGAAAGAAGAUCACCACCAUACACAAAGCCAAUAUUAUGAAAUUAUCAGAUGGGCUUUUCCUGGAAACGUCAAAGAAAAUUGCGAAAGAAUACCCUGAAAUUGAACAUAAUGACAUGAUCAUAGACAACUGCUGUAUGCAGCUGGUAUCAAAACCGCAUCAGUUUGAUGUAAUGAUCAUGACUAAUUUAUACGGAAGUAUUGUUUCCAAUGUUCUGUGUGGACUCAUUGGAGGCGCAGGUAUUUUAUCUGGAAAAAAUUAUGGAGACCAUUAUGCUAUUUUUGAACCUGGAACCCGUAAUACUGGCACAGCUAUCGCAGGCAAAAACAUUGCCAAUCCUUUGGCAAUGCUGAAUGCUUCAGUAGAUAUGCUGAAUCAUUUGGGUCACAAAGAACAUGCAGAUUUAAUUAUGAACGCUAUGCUUAAAACUGUAUCUGAGGAUCACUUACUUACCCCUGAUUUAGGAGGAAGUGCAAGUAGUACUGAGAUAGUCCAAAAAAUUAUUGAUCACAUAUUGCAAGCCGACAUCCGGCCAUGGUAAUUUUUUGAUUGUGGUGAUGGCAUGACUCUGACUAACUUGCCACAUACUCACACUCAUUUUACCUAUCGAACUUCACAAAUCACUAAUGUUUCAGUGUGACAUGGAAUUGCUCUAACAAAUGCACUUGAGUUGUAUCUCAUAACUUGCUAUUUAUCUUUUCCUUAACAGUAUUACUCAAACUAGUUGAUCGAAAUACUUACUAUUUUUUCUUUUCUUUUACAGAGAAUCUAUCUACGAAAUCUCUUAUUAAGGUUCAUCUCUUUUUUCAAGUUAAAAUAUCUAUUUAUUGUGUAAAUAUUAAGCAAAGCUAGGCUAAGCUUUAAUAUAUGUAAUAUGUUCAAUAAACUGUUUACGUUU
This is a messenger RNA of Dendroctonus ponderosae (mountain pine beetle), 1654 nucleotides long. It is a transcript of the gene Idh3g, whose product is annotated as isocitrate dehydrogenase [NAD] subunit gamma, mitochondrial. The record is from RefSeq and is a predicted model, not a curated record. The coding region runs from base 134 to 1297 and encodes 387 amino acids. Gene Ontology annotation, biological process: tricarboxylic acid cycle; isocitrate metabolic process. The transcript is spliced from 8 exons. Gene Ontology annotation, cellular component: mitochondrion. Lineage: Eukaryota; Metazoa; Arthropoda; Insecta; Coleoptera; Curculionidae.